UACUCUUUUCUUUCUUAAAAAGCGGUGGCGACGCAACGCUAUAUGAUAGACAAUUAUAGAGGUGGCAACAUCUAAACGCCUCCUGUAUAUGUCCGUAACUUGUUAUAAGCGCACUUGGAAACAAUGCCCUUGCUCUAAACCGAUCGCCGCGGUUUUUGUGUUGCUGCAUUAAUCCAACAGAAGGGGGUGGGAAGUUAAUCUUUUUAUUUACUUGUCAAUUUUUACUGCUAUUCUACACACGAUGGCGAUGAACAAUAACAGGAGUGGAAUUACUGCUACUACUACCACUACUGCUAAUACAGACGAUCUCGACCUCUCCUCCCAGCUUGAUUCCGUGUCCUUUUCUACACCCGAAGAAAGAUUAUUGAAACAACUCGAUUCCAGUGCUCGGAUCAACUCAGUAUUUCAACGUCCAAAACAGCAACCACAAUCGACAGCACCAGUAAAUACAUCUGAGUGGAAUACGCCGCUUCGUCAAUUAGAUUCUGCAAAUAAUAAUAUUAUUACAACGAGUGCUGGCCAUGGUGAUGACGGAUGGGGCGAUCUACCACCUGCCUAUACGGCCAUAUCGCACAACUCAACGUUUGGCUUUAAUUCGAUUAUUGAAGCCGACCCUUCGUCGCCUGCUACUGCUAGCGCUAACACCGCUGUCAAUCCAAACUCGGGCUUUGCACGGUUUCGCAAUGCGCCUGUAUCAUUCACAAGCACGCUACAACAGGAUAUGCAAAGCAACAAGAACGACGGAACAACAAAGUGAACAAGAUAAUCAAGCAUCAAAACGAAAAAAUAUACCCACCACCUCUUCAACCCUUGGCUUACUUCUGACAAGACACUCAAACCAUGCUUAUUUUAUCCUUUUUUACCUACGAGAAGAGAAUAAAAUAGCGACUUUCAUUUUCUUGAUAUGCUGUAUCGCACUGAUGCCGUCAAUAUGAGUCAUGUACGAUACUGUUGCGCAGUAAAGCUGUUGUGCUGCGUACUCGACA
Molecule: messenger RNA, 986 nt
Organism: Zychaea mexicana
Lineage: Eukaryota; Fungi; Mucoromycota; Mucoromycetes; Mucorales; Lichtheimiaceae
Exons: 1
Coding region: 242-757 (171 amino acids)
Source: RefSeq, a predicted model, not a curated record